Dipodomys ordii (Ord's kangaroo rat) is the source of this 1125-nucleotide messenger RNA. RefSeq names its product peptidoglycan recognition protein 4-like. The record is from RefSeq and is a predicted model, not a curated record. Gene Ontology annotation, molecular function: N-acetylmuramoyl-L-alanine amidase activity; zinc ion binding. Bases 1 to 1125 code for a protein of 374 amino acids. Gene Ontology annotation, biological process: peptidoglycan catabolic process. Lineage: Eukaryota; Metazoa; Chordata; Mammalia; Rodentia; Heteromyidae. The transcript is spliced from 8 exons.
AUGCUGCCUUGGCUUUUUGUCUUCUCUGUUUUGGCUUUUCCAGCCUGGAGUGUUUCUUCCUGGAACAAGACACAAACUAAACAGCUGUCAGAGGGGCUGCAGUACCUGUUUGGUAACAUCUCCCAGCUCAUUGAAAAGGGCAAACUGAGUCUUGAUGAUGUCACCACGGUCUCUCGCAAGGAGUGGGGGGCAGAAGAUGUUGGCUGCAGCUCUCCGCUGACCAGGCCAGUGGAUGUCCUUGUCACACACCACAUCUUUGGAUUGGAGUGCCAUAAUCAGGCUGUCUGUAGUCAGAGGCUGCGUGAACUGCAGGCCUACCAUGUCCACAACAACAGCGCAUGUGAUGUGGCCUACAACUUUCUGGUUGGGGAUGAUGGCAGGGUGUAUGAAGGUGUUGGCUGGAACAUCCAAGGCUCGCACACCCAAGGCUACAACAACAUCUCCCUGGGUAUUGCUUUCUUUGGCACUAAGGAAGGACACAGUCCCAGUCCUGCUGCCUUGUCAGCCAUGAAGGGCCUAAUCUCCUAUGCUGUCCAGAAAGGCUACUUGUCAUCUGGGUAUAUCCAGCCACUUCUUGUGAAAGGCGAGAACUGUCUUGCCCCUCCUCAGAAGGAGAAUCUGAAGAAAGCUUGCCCUAACAUUGUCCCACGGUCUGCCUGGGGGGCUAGGAAGGCCAGUUGCCUCAGUAUGACCCUGCCUGCUAGGUACGUCAUCAUCCUUCACACCGGUGGGAGAACCUGCAGCAUGUAUGAUGAGUGUCGCCUGCUGAUCCGAGAUCUCCAGUCCUACUUCAUGGACACGCUCAAUGCAUGUGACAUUGGGUAUAACUUCGCUGUGGGCCAGGACGGCAGUAUUUAUGAAGGGGUAGGCUGGAACACCCAAGGGUCUCGCAAUGCUGGCUACAACGACAUUGCUUUGUCCAUCACCUUCAUGGGAACCUUUUCAGGUGCCCCUCCCAAUGCUAUAGCACUGGCGGCAGCCCAGGACCUGAUCCGGUGUGCUGUUGACAAGGGCUACCUAACCUCCAGCUACCUGCUGAUGGGCCACAGUGAUGUUGUCAACACUCUCUCCCCUGGGAAGGCUUUGUACGACAUCAUCAAGACGUGGCCUCACUUCAAACACUGA